GUAAGGGGGAUCAAGUUCUGCUAUUCAAUCCCCGAAUGAAGAUUUUUAAAGGAAAGUUGAAGUCUAGGUGGUCCGGUCCUUUUGUAGUGAGCGAAGUUUUUCCAUAUGGAACUGUUGAGAUAGAUCAUCCUGAGAAGGGCCGUUUUAAAGUUAACGGCCAUCAUUUGAAGAAAUAUUACGGAGGACCGCUAGAACGCGAGCGUGAGGUGACCUUUGUCACAAAUUUGGAGAGAUGAGUGUGUAGUUGCGUCGGGCAAACGACGUUAAAAAUAGCGCUUCUCGGGAGGCAACCCGAGCUUAAUUUGUUUUUGUUUAGUUUAGUUUUGUUGCUUUUCAAAAAACCCACAAAAGCCACAAAAAAAAAAAAAAAAAAAAAAAAAAUUUACUGUUCGUGCGGACGCACGGUCGUGCGUCUGGGACGCACGCCGUGCGUCAAAGAAAGAAACACGGGGGAAGCUACUGCCAUCGACGCACGAUCGUGCGUCCCCCCCUACGCACGAUCGUGCGUAACACUUGAAACCGCGGGGGAGCUGCUGCCAUCGACGCACGAUCGUGCGUCGCCCCCUACGCACGAUCGUGCGUCCUAAAAUCCCUAAACCACCCCCUAAUUAAAACAUUACCCAACCCCACCCCUUCUCUCCCCUUACUCGAUCCACGAACCCAGACCAUCUCCCCCUUCCCCUUCGAAGAACACCAGCCGCGACAGCCGAACCACCCGCGACCGCCGCGUUCGCCGCGACCGCCGCGCCACCCACCACCCACCGCCCUCUUCUCUCUCUCUUCUCCAAGGUAUCUCCUUCUUCUCUUUUCUUCUCUCUUCUCCAUUAAUGGAGGCUUCUCCAAGCUUUUCUAGAAAUCUAAAUUCUUAUGCUCUAAAAUUAGAGAUUUACAUCCACAUGAUUAAAUUGAAGCUUGUGAUGAUGAUUUUGAUAUUCUAUGAUUGAUAAAUUUAUUUCUUUUGAUUGAAAUCCUUAAUUUUUGAGCUAAUUUAGCCAAUAUAGGGUUGACAAUUGAUGAAUGUGAGAUAAAUUUGGGGUUUUUGUGCUCCUUGCUUCAAUUAAGGAAUGAAUUGUUGAUUAUGAUGUUGAAUAAUUGUUGUUGAGUUAAAUUGAGCAUAAAUCCCCAAAUUUUAGGCCAAACGUGUCCAAUUUGAGAAUUGAGAGUUCUUCCCCUAAUCUAAUAUCUCUUUAAUUCUUUUGGGAGGAACUCCAUUCUUAACACUUGUUUUGAUAAGAAUUCUUGCUUGUGACCUUGUUUAUACCGUGUGUCGUUGAAAUAUUUGACUUUACUUCAAAGAAAUUUUCUUUGAUAAAAAUUCAAAAGUUUCAACUAUUCUGGUUAAACUUGGAUUUGUUGAUAAUUAUGUUGAUGCUCUUGAAUGACUGAUUACUGACGGGGUUAUUACUUUUGAUUUGGAGUUUUAUUCUAAUACUUGGAAGCCCCGUUGGAAUGGUUGUUGUUGUUGUUGAAUUGUCUUGACAGAUGCCACCAAAGAAGCGAACCAAGAAUGUUGGAACCAGCUCUAGUCGGGCUACAGGUCCCCGAUAUCAGCCUCAAUUCCCGAAGGACGAACAAAUGAUCACAUACCUCGAUUUGCUGAAAAAGGAGGUGGGCACGUUUCAUUAUCCUGAUGAGCCCACCUUGACAGCCGCUGGGCUUCAUGAUGAGGUGAUGACGCUACUCCGUCGGGGAUGGUGGCAACACCUUUUCUUUGGCAUCCGAGAGACCACAUACAAAGAAGUAACUUGCGAAGUGUUGGCCACAAUUAAAGUGCCUCGAUCUAUCCGUUUCUCCGAUAACCACCGACCCUUAAUUAAGUUCCGGGCUUUCAAUGAGGACCAUGCCAUAUCCAUUUACAACAUCCAGUGGCACUUAGGUUUUACCCGGAUUGAGGAUAGAGCAGAGGAUGAAGCAGGCUUGACUGAUUUUCCACGAGAUGUAGAUCGCCAGAAGUUUUGGGAGAGCAUUUCUAGAGACGGCGGCACUUAUGACCCCCGGGACACCCCUAGAGUUAUCCAUUCCCUUCUUUCAUCCACCAUCACUGGGAGGGCCGAGGUAGCAGGCAAGGUCUCCACUACAGAUCUUUUGUGCCUUUAUUGCAUGAUCCACAACAAGCUACCACACAUGGGUGCUAUCAUUGCCGGCCUUUUCCACCGUCAGUCUACCUACAAGAUCAAGGCUAUCUUUUCUGGACCCUACAUCACCAGCCUUCUGCGUGGGAUGGGUUACGGCGACCACUUUGUAAACAUGGAUGAGAGUUCUUACUAUGCGCCGUUGACUAAGCUUCCAGAGCUGAACACCGGGGUGGCCAGAAGGAGGCGCCUAGCAGAGCAGCCAGUUGAGGGAGAGCAGAGAGUACCGCAUCAGGCAGGGAUCCAUAUUCAGGAGGGCGGCGCAGCUGGCCACGUUGAUGAUGAUGAUGAGGAGGAGCACCACACUGAGGGGGGAGGAGCAGCUAUGGACCAUGAUGCUGCUCAUUCUAUUCCUGUCAUGCCACCUGCUUUUCAGGAUGCUUUUUCGAGUUGGCAUGAGGAGCAGAGGGCGUAUCAUGUCGAGUGGAGGGAGAGUCAGCAGCGCCAUCACAGGUCACUUUUUGAGAGUCAGCAGCGCUUCUUUGCCGAUGUUCAGGCAGAGCGACAGAGACAGCAGGAGCUUUAUCGCCAGAUGAGGGCGGACCAGCAGGCAUUCUUUCAGGAGGUCCGGGCGGAGAGGCAGACUUACCACAGAGAGCUCCAGCGGACCAUUCAUGAGGACAUUACGACCGGGUUUUCCAACCUGCGCGUACAGUACGCGGAGUUGGACACUCGUGUCACAUCCUUAGAGUCCAGCUGGAAUUCGUUCUUCGAUGCACAGCAGCCACCGCCACCUCCGGAGCAGUAGUGAUUUGGUAGAUUGUUCGCCGUUAGCCUCUGUUCUCUGAUUUGUUGUUGGAUGACUGUAUCUAUACUUUCACACUCACUCACUCACUCACUCACGUUACUCUUUACUCUUUUUCCGUAUUUCUUGGAUUUUGUUUGUGUUUUGAUGAUUGCAGCUUACUAGUCCCGUGGAUGAAAUUGCCGAGUUCAUUUCACACAGUUGAGUUCUACUCCAACCAUCGCCAUAGGGAAGUUACUUUGGUUUUUAUUCUUGUGAUAAUGACUUGAGUUAAUGUUGAGCACGCGUGACCCUUUCCUCUUUACCCCUAGUACAUAAUGCAUUUUUUUGGUCAUCGAGGACGAUGCCAAAGUUUAAGUGUGGGGGAGUGAAUUGGGCAUUCGGGCAGUGGUUGUUACAUGUGAUUUGUUAGAGUUAGCAUGCGCAGGUGUUAGUUGUAUAUUCAUAGGAAAUCCAUGCACAAUUUUUGAAAUUUUUUCUUUAAACUGUGUCUUUGUGAACUGGCUAGCGUUUUGACUAUGCUUUUAGGACAUCCUUGAAGUGUUUAGGCUUAAAUUGCUUGCAUGAUAAUCUGGUUGUUGAAAGGAUGAAGGCAUUAGUCACCCAUGUAAUGAAUCAACAGUUUUCCCAUUGACCUGAAUAAAGUCCUUUAGGAGAAGCCAUUUUGAGCCUGACUGUUCUUUGUUUACCCAAUUAAUUGAGCUCCAUAGCCAAAUGGCCUGUGUUUCCUUACCCGUGAAUAUUUCUGACUUAGUCUUGAUGUUUAGGGAAAUAGGGGAUUAAUUUGCUAGGUUUAGGGAAUUUUGUGUAAGGAGCCAUUUUGGCACUGUUCCUAUGCCCCAAAUGGGGUAAGAGCAGUCACUUUUUAGGAACUUGAUACUUUCGAGGAUUGCAUUGUAGGCAUGGAUUCACUUUGAAAUUAAUGAACUUUAAUUGCUAUUUUUCCUUGGUGAGGCCGAGAUUAGAAUGGGGUAAUGUCUAGUGAGAAUCCGAAAGGUGAAAAAUUUAUAUAGCUAGACCUCUUACUUUGCGAAAAAGAGAAUGGGAGCCCCGGUCAAAAAGCGUAAGAUGAGACUUGGGUAUCUUUCGAAAGAAACGGCGUUCUCGUGCCAACAUGACAAGGAAAACUAAACUUAAAUUAAUGAACUUGGAGGCUAUCUCAAAAUUUAGCUCUAGUCCUCCGCGUACUUCAAGUAUACGUCAAAGCACAAAUGUGCCGAGACGGUUUAGCUUAGUUGUACACCAUGUCUACUCUUUGCAUAGGUUUAAAUGAUUGUUCCUAAACUGUGGCCUACUGAGUUCCUUGUUCCUAAGAAUAGCCCUGAAGUUCCUGAAUGCCUUGAGUCUUUGUUAGAAUAUCCCGAUCUCUCAAAAUAAAGGGACUAUUAUUAUUAUCCAUCCAUCUUCACCUUCACAAGUCCUUCUGAUCAAUAACUAGUUUAUUUGUGUAUGCUGUCAUUACUUUGAGGAUGUUGUGAAUAAUUGUGUCAAAUAGUUUAGCUUGAGUACAAAGGCGUAGUUUAGGGAAGGAUUUUCUUGAUUUAAACUGUCUGUCCUGUGAAUAUCCCUUUAACUACAUGUGUAUGCUAACUAUUUUAAAUUCCGUGUGGUGAUUAUCGUAAGUCCCGUUGUUCGAUUUGCUUGAGGACAAGCAAAAGCUUAAGUGUGGGGGAGUCUGAUAAGUUCGUAUUUAGACACGCAUUUAAUGCGUGUCUAGGUCGGAUUUUGAUGAUUUUCUUGGCUUUAAGGCGUUGCAAGUCUCAAUUUUGGCUCAAGUUGUGUUUAGCAGGCGUUGGAUCAAGUUUCGUUGCAUUUGGAGUUGAUUUGAAGAAGUUAGAGUCCGGCAAUCGGCGCUAAAGAGACAAUCGGGAGGAGAUAGAGAGCAUUCAAGGAAGAAUUGAGAGAUUUGGAGGUCACCAGGUGAUUCACGGCGAAAUUUUGAAGAAGGAAGAGCAUUGGGAUCGACCUCGGAUGAGUCUGGACACAUUUGGAGCAAGAAAACGAGAAAACGGAGCGAAAAAGUCAGACGCACGGUCGUGCGUCUGGGACGCACGAUCGUGCGUCCAUUACUAAACAGCAUUGAAGCUUCUGCCUGCUACGCACGAUCGUGCGUAGGCAGGGACGCACGAUCGUGCGUAGCCCCGUGACACGCGCGGAAAAAUCCUAUUUCGGCCCAAAUUCGGUUUUUCCCCUUUUUUCUAAAUAAGGCCUCCCUAACCCUUUUUGGAGGUUACGAACAUUACGGAGAGGCCUAGGGACGAAUUUAACACCGUUUUUACGCUAUUUUCUUCCAAGACCCUGGGAUUAUUUGUAAGUUCAUCUUUUUAAUUAAUGACAAUUUAUUCUAUUCAUCUCAAUUCUGUUGAUUCUUCAAUUAUGAAUUGUGAGUAGUUUAAUUAGGGAUUUGGGAUUGAUGAAGGGGUUAAUCAUGAUGUAUGGCUAGAUUCUUGACGGUUUAAUUGCAUGAAUGCCGUUUAAUUUGUGUAUGAAUAAUUUAAUUGAUAUCUCUUGUAACCUAGAUGGCCACUAGAAUUACAAUUGCUUAUAGAAUAAAUUAAGAGAGAUCUAAUUUGUUCUAGGACACAUUCACA
This is a messenger RNA of Cuscuta epithymum, 5468 nucleotides long. The record is from the annotation of a GenBank genome assembly. Lineage: Eukaryota; Viridiplantae; Streptophyta; Magnoliopsida; Solanales; Convolvulaceae.